CCAACGUGAGGAAGUUUUCUGUGGCAGGAGACAGCACCCCCAUGCGAUAUAAAGCUUCUCUUUAAUUCCGCGUAGGGUUGACAGUGCAUCCUCUUCCUCCUCUUCCUCCGUUCAAUUGCAGCUCAACCUCCGGCUGAAAAUGUGCGACACUGCAACAAACGUCUAUCGGACGAUGCGCGCCGUCUGGCCACCUGCUCCCAAAUUCUCCGUCGACCAGAUCCCGGACCUCACGGGCAGGAUCACCAUCGUCACCGGCGCGAACACUGGUGUGGGCAAGGAGACCGUGAAGGCGCUCCUCCAACACAACGCUAAGGUAUACCUCGCGGCGCGGAGCCGAUCCAAGGCCGAAGUUGCAAUCAAGGACUUGAAGGACGCAACGGGUAGAGACGCGAUCUUCCUAGAGCUGGACCUCUCGAGCCUUGUAUCAGUUCGCAAGGCCGCGGAGGAGUUCCUGAGCAAGGAGCGCGAGCUGCAUAUCCUCUUCAACAACGCCGGCGUCAUGAUACCGCCAAUGGACCAGCUUACGGCCGAAGGAUAUGACUUGCAGUUCGGUACGAACGUCCUCGGGCACUGGUACUUCACGGAGCUGCUGCUACCCGCGCUACAAGCAGGCGCCCGGAGCUCACCCGACGGCUAUGCGCGCGUCGCGACGACGAGCAGCAGCGGGGCACAUAUCGCGAAGCCUGUUGACUGGAACACCUUCCGCGAACAUCCAAGCCGACACAAGCUCGGCGCGAACUCGCUGUACGCUCAAAGCAAAAUGCUCAACGCGGUCGUCGCACACGAGUCAUCCAAACGCUACAAGGACAUGAACAUCCUCUGCUACGCCUGUGACCCUGGCUCGCUCAAGACCGACCUGCAGCGCCAUGCGACUCCCUUCCAGAAAUUCCUAGUUAACCCAUUGCUACACGAUGCAUCGUAUGGUGCGCUAACGCAACUGUGGGCUGGGACGAUGGAGGAGACAAUUCAGUACAAUGGCGAGUUCCUCGUCCCAUAUGCUCGCUUAGGCAAGACACAGGCUGAGAUGUACGACCCCGAGAUUGGCAAGCGCCUGUGGGCGUACAUGGAGGAGCAAGUUAAAACCAAGUAGCCUCCAGUAUUGUUUGCACACAUGAUAAUUUUAUACCCC
Molecule: messenger RNA, 1129 nt
Organism: Phanerochaete carnosa HHB-10118-sp
Lineage: Eukaryota; Fungi; Basidiomycota; Agaricomycetes; Polyporales; Phanerochaetaceae
Exons: 6
Coding region: 140-1090 (316 amino acids)
Source: RefSeq, a predicted model, not a curated record